Herpailurus yagouaroundi (jaguarundi) is the source of this 3294-nucleotide messenger RNA. RefSeq names its product ankyrin repeat domain 29 (gene ANKRD29). The transcript is spliced from 9 exons. The record is from RefSeq and is a predicted model, not a curated record. Lineage: Eukaryota; Metazoa; Chordata; Mammalia; Carnivora; Felidae. Gene Ontology annotation, molecular function: protein binding. The coding region runs from base 99 to 905 and encodes 268 amino acids.
AGGCCGCCCCACUGCGGAACGCGGCGGGGAGGGGAGGGCGGGCUGGAGCUGGCGCCCCGGGCCGGAAGCGCGCGGGUCGCGCAGGGGCGGCCGCGGACAUGUGCAAGAUGUCCUUCAAGAAGGAAACUCCACUUGCCAACGCCGCAUUCUGGGCAGCAAGGAGAGGAAACCUGGCUCUGCUCAGGCUGUUGUUGAACAGCGGUCGGGUGGAUGUGGACUGCAGGGACAGUCAUGGCACCACGCUCCUCAUGGUGGCCUCCUAUGCAGGCCACAUAGACUGUGUGAGGGAACUGGUUCUGCAAGGAGCAGACAUCAAUCUUCAGAGAGAGUCAGGUACAACUGCCCUGUUCUUUGCUGCCCAGCAAGGACAUAAUGAUGUCGUGAGAUUUCUCUUUGAAUUUGGAGCAUCUACUGAAUGUAGGACCAAAGAUGGGGGCACUGCCCUGUUGGCCGCCAGUCAGUAUGGGCACAUGCAGGUGGUUGAGACCCUGCUGAAGCACGGAGCCAAUAUCCACGACCAACUUUAUGAUGGAGCCACUGCACUCUUCCUAGCUGCCCAGGGUGGUUACUUGGAUGUUAUUCGAUUACUGUUGUCUUCAGGAGCAAAAGUCAACCAGCCAAGGCAGGAUGGUACCACAGCAUUGCUAAAAGCAGCCAACAAAGGGUAUAACGAUGUUAUAAAGGAGUUGCUAAAAUUCUCACCCACCCUUGGCAUUCUGAAGAAUGGGACAUCGGCCCUCCACGCGGCGGUGCUCAGUGGGAAUAUUAAAACAGUUGCACUGCUCCUGGAAGCUGGAGCAGACCCAGCCCUGAGAAACAAGGCCAAUGAACUUCCGGCAGAACUAACCAAAAACGAACGUAUCCUGCGUCUCCUCCGAAGUAAAGAAGGACACAGGAAGAGCUAACUUAGUUCCAUAUUUGACUGAAAGAUAGAAACCGUAAUCACAUUGUCCGAAAAGAAGUCACUUUUCAAAUAGUGUUGGAAAUUCCAUUAAGAAAGGAAAUGCUCAGAAUGCCCUCCCUGGGUCCCUGACCAAGGAGAGCUGGGCUCUGUGCCCUGAGUCAAGAACAGAAAGGCUCAGGGACCCCUUGCCCUCACUUAUGUGGGCUUCUCACACUGGCCUGCGCCCCCACUGCUGUGGGGCCUGGCAGAUUCGUGGAUUCCACAGAAACUCGUUUUACACUACGCUAAGUUGGGUCUCUCAGUUAAACUCUAAGACUUAAACCCUUGACAAGGUUUAAGCAAGAUGACAAAAGCCUUUAAAAUACUGAAAGUCUGAUCUUCAGUGAAUCAAAGCACUUUUACUUUUGCAUUAAAUGUCAGUGUGCAAAAAGAUACAGCUCCCUCAUGUUUUACACAUACAUGUAUGUCAUGCCAGCGUAAAAUGUUUUCUUCUCCCCAAAGGUUGUAGCCACGUUUAUUCUGAAUCAAUGAAGUGUAAAUUCACAUUAAAAAGCCACUUCUGACAUUCCACCGUGUGAUUUUCAAAGGUGGACUGUUGAACUAUAAAAAAGACAAAUUGUUGAUUUGUGAGUUGAUCCUCGUCUUAUUCCAACACGUAAAAAAUCAUUUUUACCAAGAAUCAAUAUUGAGGUACGGUGGGAAGCAAGUGGCAAUUUGGGGAACGCAGAAAAUUACAAGCCAUGGGAAAUUGAGGCUUGUCUCUUUGAGCUUUUAUUUUGGUUCUCUCGUUGGGAAUCCGCUUCCCAUGCCAUAACUAAGUAGACUUCCUAUGCUGUGCAAUCCUGAGCUCCCAGCACCACAUUGCUUGACACAAUGACUUUGAGGUCCUUGGAUGAAAUGUGAUAUAUGCAAGUACAAUACGUUUCUAUUAUAUUGCAGGAGUAUAAGUAAUAAAAGACUGUUAUUAGUAUUUAAUAGGUGUUCAUCUAUGCAUGUUCUUGAGCUGAUUGAUUCCAAGAAAGAGUCCUGAGUUUUAUUGAAUUAUUCCUUGGAGGGGAAUCAAAAUUUAUGUACAGUGCACUUUAUAAUCAAUGGUGUCUAAAUGCCUCAGUCAGUGCCUAAUUGCACACGCUAAAAUUAAACCGUCUUUCCAUAAUAAACCGUCUUUACCAUAAUAAACACUGAUGGCAUUUCUGGUAUUUAAAUACAUCUUUAGUUUUCUUUUCAUUUUCUGCUCUGGUUUCCAGGCAAUGUUCUGGAUGUUAAAGACAUGUUAACGUGGAAGAAAAUGUAAUCCCCACUGUUUUUUUUAACUAACUUGCAGGGGUCCUGAAAGCAUUAUCCUUAAGCCAGUCAAUGAUCAAAUAUAAUUUUUGAAAUUAGAAGAUACUCUCCUAAGGUUUGUUAUGAUUGAUAAAAUAAUCAAUCAACAGAAAUCAGCUUAUUUUAAUCAAUGUCACAAACAAAGGCUGUAAUGAGUCACCCACAGAGUCCCCAGGGAUGCCUAUAGCCUGACUAGCUAUGCAACAACUCAACAAUCUAAUUUCGGGAUAAAAAUUUAGAAAGAUCUGUCUGUAUUGCUAAAACACCCAGAUAUAAAUCCUUUAGUAACUAUAAAGCAGUGCCAAUUUCCUCACUGACUUUCUUUUACUUAGCAAAGUACUAAGUACAAAUGCACACUUUCCCCCAUGGGAAUUUCAGAAAGCUAUGUUCAUUUUGAAGAGGAAAAUAGUGUGGCCUUAAAUGCUUUGUAUUUUUCCCCUUUUGUUAGCCCUUGGGCCAAAACUGAUUGCUGAUCACUGACAUAAAUCAAAACAGUAUUGUGGGUACUGAUAACAAAGUUCCAAAAGACAAAAUGGGAUGAAAUCAUGAACUUCAUGUUUUCACUAAGAUAUGUUGUCCUUGGCCUAUGUGUUACAUUGUUUUAAGUGGAUAAUGUUCUUGAUCAACAUUAGAGCUAUAAGAAUGAAUCCAGUAGCUUUAACAAUAUUUAAUGGAUUAAAUAUUUAACAAUAUUUAAUCUCUUGCUAUAGGUAAGAGAUCUCUAGCCUAGAAGGAUCAGGUUUGGUCUGGAUGAGAUUAUGACAUUAUCCAUAACAGGGAAGAUGAUUGUAUUAACCAUGCACCAAAAACUAAAGUCUGUUAUUUGAAGUAAAAUUGCAUUUAUUUUGCACACAGGUAGAUGUUUUUUUUUUUUUGAUGAUGAUGAUGAUUCUUCUUUUAUGUUCAUCUAAUUCACAAUACAAUGAGCUCUGCAUCCUAAGACAGAACUAGCAAUUCCUAUGCAAAUCAUUUGUUGAGUGAGCCACAAAAGUGUUCAUUACCUCCAUUUGUUUGGUGACAUAUUCCAUGUUAUAAUUCAAAAUAAACUUAAUGUACUACCCAGCUUA